GAUAAUUCUAACCUACAAAGUUAUAUUGAUUUUCUUUGCAAAGCUUUAAAAUUUAAUUAAUUCUAGUAAUUAUCUUGGCAUUUAGCUAUUUAAGAGAAAAUAACAAUGAAAGCUACUUCAGCGUUAAUCUAUUUCUUUGGAUUACUGCAUUUGUCCGUCUGCAUUGAUUUUGAUGGCUGGCUGAAUAUAAAAAUACUUCACACAUUAAACUGUAAGGGAGAGCAAUACUGUUCACGAGGAAAUAUUGCUUUGAAGAGCAUUAGGUCUGGGACAUCUGUUAUUGACCAAAUACACUUCAACAAACAACAUAUUGAAGAUCUGAAGAAAUUAGCUGAAGUAGAUGGAUUCUACUCAAUAAAGUCAUUAGUUACCUCAGCUGAUAACAAAGAGACAGAAUUUCUGUCUUCAGUAAAAGCCCAAGCAUUUCUAGACAAUGGGCUGUCUGACGUGAUCAAUGCAUGGAUCCUCCCCAAUGGAGCAGUAAUUGCUGUGAACUUCCAAGUUGCCAAUGGUACCCAACCUCUGGUGCAUAAUGGCCAACAUGAGUACAAAUUGAAGUCUAAUUUCUACCUCCGUCAUAUAGAUCAAGCACCGGUACCAGACACAGCAUCCUACAUCCAGAAGCUUGAGCGUGAAAGAGAAGCUAGAGAAAAGGGCGAGUUGAAAGACAACAGAUCAUUUUUAGCUAAAUAUUGGAUGUAUAUCGUGCCCAUCGCCAUCUUCGUCAUGAUCUCGGGUGCCAGCAAUCCGGAAGCAGGACCACCAGCAGCGCGUUAAUAGCACGUUGUAAAGGCAAAUAUUUCUGGUUUACACUGUACAAUGUAAUUACUAGACAAUCAUUGGUUUAAUGUAGGUGUAUAGUUAGUUUCAAUUAAUGUUAUUUAUUCCAACUUACAAAACCCUAAUUUCAACCUUAUUUAUUCAUUCCCUAUUUGUCCUUAUUAAAGCUCUGUCUAGCAUUUCAAGUAUUAUUUUAUAUGAUAGUUGAUAAGUAAUUGACAUUUCAAGUUACAAGUUGUAAGGCACUGGUCCCACCGCAAGCUUGUAAGCUAUAAGCUAUCGGCUAUAAAAACGAACAAAAGAUAAUCACUCCCGCGUAAAUAAAAGAGACACACGGCGAUGUUUAUAGUU
This is a messenger RNA of Leguminivora glycinivorella, 1131 nucleotides long. It is a transcript of the gene EMC10, whose product is annotated as ER membrane protein complex subunit 10. The coding region runs from base 106 to 777 and encodes 223 amino acids. The record is from RefSeq and is a predicted model, not a curated record. Gene Ontology annotation, cellular component: EMC complex. Lineage: Eukaryota; Metazoa; Arthropoda; Insecta; Lepidoptera; Tortricidae. The transcript is spliced from 6 exons.